Messenger RNA from Candida dubliniensis CD36, 450 nucleotides. RefSeq names its product Pga53p (gene PGA53). The record is from RefSeq and is a predicted model, not a curated record. The transcript has a single exon. Lineage: Eukaryota; Fungi; Ascomycota; Pichiomycetes; Serinales; Debaryomycetaceae. Bases 1 to 450 code for a protein of 149 amino acids.
AUGAAAUUUCAAUUAUUAACUUUAAUUUCAAUUGCUACUACUACUACUUUAGCUAUCAAUUUAGAACAAGUUAGAUUAAUCAAUGAUGAUGAAUUAAUUGUUCAAGAUGGUCAAUUUGGUUAUCCAGCAAUUAUUAAUUUGAAAGAUGAAGAUGCUGAAAUUGCUAAAAAGACCACCACCACCACUUCUUCUUCUUCUUCUUCAGCUACUACUACUACUACUACUGCUAAGAAAGAUAAAAAGACUACUUCUAGUGCUUCUACUACUAUCUCCACUUCAACUACCAAAUCUAAAUCUAAAUCUAAUUCCACUUCAACUUCAACUUCAUCUUCAUCUAAGAAACAUAAAUCUGAAACUGCUUCUAUUACUAAAACUGGUGGUGCUGAUUCUGUUGCUGCUGUUGGUGCUGUUGGUGGUCCAAUCUUGGCUGCUUUAGCUUUAUUAUUGUAA